Molecule: messenger RNA, 1503 nt
Organism: Myotis davidii
Lineage: Eukaryota; Metazoa; Chordata; Mammalia; Chiroptera; Vespertilionidae
Gene: IL15
Product: interleukin 15
Exons: 9
Coding region: 404-946 (180 amino acids)
Biological process (GO): positive regulation of immune response; positive regulation of cytokine production; immune response
Cellular component (GO): extracellular region
Molecular function (GO): cytokine activity; cytokine receptor binding
Source: RefSeq, a predicted model, not a curated record
CGCCGUAGCUCGAAAGGAAAGGCAGUCGGGUGGCCGUGCCCUCUGGCUGCGCCACCUGCAGUCCCUCACCCAGCAGCCCGGACUCGAUGGAGCUGCAGGUGAGACGCCAGGGUGGGUUGGCGGAGAGCAGUGACGUGCGCCUGACCGCCCUCGCCAAGCCGCAGGUUCAAAGAGAAGACGGCGUCUGGCUGCACCAAGCGCUGAGUUUCUCACCCCAUUGAGCUCAGAAAGUUCAAGAAAGAAGCCUGGGAUUCAUGGGGAGAUCAGGACAGAAGACUUUCCCAUUCUAUCACAACUGAGGCGGUAGAGUCAGCCGUUUGGGAAGUCUGCUUUCAGAAAGAUUUAAGAAUUCAUUUCCACAUACGGCCAUCUGGUUCUUUGAAGCAGUACCCCAUCAUGUGCCAUGCUGGUAUUGUCACAGGACACAGAGAAGUCAAUGUUAGCAUAUAGCCAGCCAACAGGAAGUCAUAAACCAUAUUUGAGGAGUACGUCCAUCCAGUGCUAUUUGUGUUUACUUCUGAACAGUCAUUUCUUAACUGAGGCUGGCAUUCAUGUCUUCAUUUGGAGCUGUAUCAGUGCAAGCCUUCCAAAAACAGAGGCAAACUGGCAGGAUGUAAUAAGUGAUUUGAAAAAAUUUGAAAAUCUUAUUCAAUCUAUACAUAUUGAUGCCACUUUAUAUACUGAAAGUGAUGCUCAUCCCAAUUGCAAAGUCACAGCGAUGAAGUGCUUUCUCCUGGAGUUACAUGUUAUUUGGCAGGAGUCGAAUAAUAUGGACAUUAGAGAGGUGAUAGAAAACCUUAUCAUCCUAACAAACUCCAGUUUAUCAUCUAAUGGGACUAUAACUGAAUCUGGAUGCAAAGAAUGUGAGGAAUUGGAGGAAAAAAAUGUUAAGGAAUUUUUGCGAAGUUUUGUAAAUAUUGUACAAAUGUUCAUCGGCACUUCUUGAUUGCAGUGAUCCUCUUCAGCAUUUCUGUUAUUUACAAACACUUUCCCAUUCCUCAAAGGCACCGAAACACUUUGCAUUUCCAGUGUGCUGCCAAAGAAGUUUUUCUAGCAAGAAGAUGAUCAGGACCUUGCGUCGGAUGAACUCUUAGAAAUGAAGGCAGAAAAAUGGCAUUGAGUAACAUGAUGUAUACGAACAUUUAUUUUUAAUUUAUUAUUGAGAUUGUACAUAUUUGUAACAUAAUAUAAAUUUUUGAAUAAAAUUAUGUACAUAUUUUAUCCUUUGAAACUGCACUGAUGUUUUACUUCUUAUAAGAAAAUAAGGGACAUUUGUUAAGGUUGAUAGUCAAAUUAUUUAACAACUGCUGGGUCUGUGACCACUGACUACCCACCUUCAUUUACUUCUCAGCGAGGUGUGGCACCCAGAGGGAGAACUGACUGACUGUCAACAAGAUAGGAGAAACUAGGUGUUAAAUCAGGGAUUUCCUCUGUAAUUUGGUUAUUGACAUAUAAAGAACUGUUAAGUAAGAAAGAAAUUACAACUUCCUGGCAUGUAUGUAA